CUCUCUGCGCGUGAGGAGGAGAAGUACGAGUCUGUGGGAUCUUUGCGUAUUUUCCUUUCCUUCUUACUGCGAUGAAAUUUCAGUUUUAAUCGCUUUUGGAAAGAUCGUCCACGAUGACGGUGGAUUUUGAAGACUGCAUUAAAGACUCGCCCCGAUUUCGGGCAAAUAUUGAUGAGGUGGAGACUGAAGUGGUGGAGAUCGAAGCCAAGCUUGAUAAGCUGGUAAAGCUGUGUGGUGGUAUGAUUGAAGCGGGCAAAGCUUAUGCCACAGCUAACAAACUCUUCAUCAAUGGGAUCCGGGAUCUUUCCCAGCAGUGCAAGAAGGAUGAGAUGAUAUCGGAAUGCCUGGAAAAGUGUGGCGAGAGUUUACAGGAGAUUCUCAACUACCACAUGAUUCUGUUCGAUCAAGCACAACGAUCUGUGAAGCAGCAGUUGCACAACUUUGUGAAGGAUGAUGUACGCAAAUUUAAGGACACCAAGAAGCACUUUGACAAGGUGAGGGAGGAUCUCGAGAUCGCACAGGUGAAGAACGCCCAGGCAGCACGAAACAAACCUCACGAGGUGGAGGAGGCCACCUGCACCCUCAACUUUACCCGCAAAUGCUUUCGACAUCUCGCCCUGGACUACGUGCUGCAGAUCAACGUCCUUCAAGCUAAAAAGAAAUUUGAGAUCUUAGAUGCCAUGUUGUCCUUCAUGCAUGCGCAGUACUCCCUGUAUCAACAAGGCUAUAACCUCCUGGAUGAGAUUGAUCCCUACAUGAAGAAACUGGCUGCUGAGCUGGAUCAACUGGUGAUUGAUUCGGCGAUGGAGAAGAGAGACAUGGAGCACAAACACGCCACCAUUCAGCAGCGGACUCUUCUACAGGACUUUGCAUAUGAUGACCCCAAGUUGGAGUUCAAUGUUGACGCACCAAACGGUCUGGUGAUGGAGGGCUACCUGUUCAAAAGAGCCAGCAAUGCCUUUAAAACAUGGAACAGACGGUGGUUCUCCAUUCAAAACAGCCAGCUGGUUUAUCAGAAGAAAUUAAAGGAUUCACUGACUGUUGUUGUGGAAGACCUGAGAUUGUGUUCGGUCAAACCUUGCGAGGACAUCGAGAGAAGGUUUUGUUUUGAAGUAGUGUCGCCCACCAAGAGCUGUAUGCUACAGGCGGAGUCUGAGAAACUUCGGCAGGCCUGGAUCCAGGCGGUCCAAGCCAGCAUCGCUUCAGCCUACAGAGAGAGUCCAGACAAUUUUUAUAUUGAGCGUUUGGACCGGACCGCCUCCCCCUCCAUCAGUAGUAUAGAUUCAGCAAAUGAGCCGCGAGAGCGCAGUGGGCGGGGCGAGAGCAUUUUGCAGCGAAUCCUCUGUCUGCCUGGAAACCAGCAGUGCUGUGACUGCGGCCAGGCCGAACCCCGCUGGGCCAGCAUCAACCUGGGUGUCCUGCUCUGCAUCGAAUGCUCCGGGAUUCACAGGAGUUUGGGAGUGCAUUGUUCAAAGGUCCGUUCUCUCACCCUUGACUCAUGGGAACCAGAAUUACUCAAGCUCAUGUGUGAACUAGGAAACAGUAUCAUCAACCACAUCUAUGAAGGGAGCUGUGAAGAGCAGGGCUUGAAGAAACCAGGACCCAGCAGCUCCAGGCAAGAAAAAGAGGCCUGGAUCAAGGCGAAGUACGUGGAGAAGAAGUUCCUGAAGAAAAUGAUGACUGGUGAAGUUCUGGUCAACGGUGGGAGGAAAUCAGAGCGCCGAUGGACCUCCAGGAAAUGCAGGAGACAUAACAGCGCUACAACGGUUCCCAAAACACAGCGGAAAUACAGAGCGGAAGCGGGCAGCGCAUCUCCUGCGACCCUCUCCUCAGCAGCCGCUACUCUGGAAAGAAAGUUCAGGCGGGAAUCUCUCUUCUGCCCGGAUGAGCUCGACUCCCUCUUCUCAUAUUUUGACACGGGUUCAGGACCUCGCAGUCCUGCAGGUCUCAGCAGUGACAGUGGGUUGGGUGGCAGUACUGACGGCAGCACUGACGUGUUGGUGUUCGAGUCUGUGGUGAAGAGCGUCACAGAAGAGGAGUGUGAGGUUUCUGAAGACUCCAGUAAUGAAGCUGAACUGGAGCCAGAGGCGUUGGAUCCGGAGGAUUUGAGGGAUCUGGAUCCCGGAGCGUUGCUUUAUAAAGCCUGUCAGGCCCGGAAUCUGCCGGUCAUGGCUGAAGCGCUGGCGCACGGAGCAGACGUCAACUCUGUGAAUGAAGAGGACGAGGGGAAAAGCCCACUCAUUCAGGCAGUGAUUGGAGGUUCAUUGAUAGCCUGCGAGUUCCUGCUGCAAAAUGGUGCCGAUGUCAACCAAAGAGAUCUCAGAGGCAGAGCCCCGCUGCAUCACGCUACAUAUUUAGGUCAUACUGGUCAAGUGUGUUUAUUUCUGAAACGAGGAGCGACCCAGAACGAUGGAGAUGAGGAUGGGCAGGACCCUCUCAGCAUAGCUGUGCAAGCUGCUAAUGCAGACAUAGUUACUCUAUUGCGUCUGGCGCGGAUGAACGAGGAGAUGCGAGAGGCGGAGGGUCCGUUCGGUCAGCCAGGUGACACCACAUAUCUGGAUAUUUUCCGUGAGUUUUCCCAUAUGGCCUCGCACAAUCCUGAGAAGUUGAAACGGAGGAGUGUUCACUUCCGUCAUUCUUUCAGAGUUUGACUGAACGACUCUAAGCAAGCUGGAGCAGAAUACCCUGACUAGCUGAUCAUAAACGGGACAGAAAUGUUGUGUGAAGGAUUUUAUACAACAAAUAUGGUUGAAUGUUUGUGAUGAUUUUAAUAAUGUAUGUUUAUAGGGGUGAGCUGGACUUAUCCCCCAUAUUUUUUCUCUUGUUAUAAAUUCUCAUUUUUUCUGUUUUCAAUUGAUCUGAAAUAAGACCGUAACAAAGCACUUAUAAAACAUUAAAUGGGCUCAUGUAAAAACUGGUUACAAGGGAACUACAAAACACAUAUAAUCAAACACAGGUAAUGCAUGAAUGUUAUUACAAUUUACAUUUUACCUCAAUAGAAUUACAAACAAUCUUAUAUCCUUUUAUGUGAGAAGAUAUCCAUCUUUAACUCAUUCCCCGUCAUUGCCGAGUUAUCUUGUCAAUUAAGAUUUGCCUGAAAAACGUGUUCCUGGUGAGAUUUUUGGUAAUCUGUAAUAACCCAAUUAUCCACUAGAUGCUGCUCUUAUCCAAUUUAUAGAAAAACUGAAGUAAAAAUUAUUUAUUCAUUUUACACUCCAUGUAUGUUUUGAUAAUCGUUCUGAAUCUGAUCUCUUACAAAAUUCCCUCACAAAAAUGCAAUUAUUUCAGCUUUUUGCUAAAAAAAUUAUUUUUUAAGAAAAAAAAUAACAAUUGGAUGAAACGCCCCAAAUUUUUUUUACAAAGGGUCUGUUCUUUCAUUUGAUAUAUUUGUAUGUUUAUACAUUUUUAGAAGAAACAUUUCCUGGAAUGCAUUUUGUAAAACUUGUGAAAAUCACAAAAAAAAAAAUGCUGGCGGAGAAUGAGUUAAUUAUUUGAAUAGGAAAGGUUUCCAAAGUUGGUUUUUGGAGGAUUUUGUCAUUUUGCUGUAAUGAGGAAUGUACUAUUCUAUAAUGACUAUGCUGGUGUAGUCUAUAUUUGCCUUGUUCUCAUCAUCUGUACAAAUAUAUAUCAUUGCAAAUUCAAAUGCAGAUAUUGUACAUUGUCUUUUUUUAGAUGCAAAUUGUAAUAUAUCCUAAAAUAAUAGUAUUCUGUAACCAUGCAAAAAAAUUGUUGAACCUUUUGAUGUGUAAAAUAAAAAAUAUAUUAAAUAUUCUGUAUUUUUAUUAAGAUAAAGACGUGAAUUGUAAUUUUGCUGCAUUAUUAUUGGUUAUAUUUACAAAAUCCAUGAAGCAAUUGAAACUUUGAAUUAGGUAGUGGAAAACAUUUAUUUACGAAACAUUUUAUAAAAAAACAAAUAAGGUGCUAAAUAAAUAAA
Paramisgurnus dabryanus is the source of this 3934-nucleotide messenger RNA. The record is from RefSeq and is a predicted model, not a curated record. NCBI's taxonomy places the organism in Eukaryota, Metazoa, Chordata, Actinopteri, Cypriniformes, Cobitidae.